Amphiprion ocellaris (clown anemonefish) is the source of this 3557-nucleotide messenger RNA. It is a transcript of the gene slc7a9, whose product is annotated as solute carrier family 7 member 9. NCBI's taxonomy places the organism in Eukaryota, Metazoa, Chordata, Actinopteri, Pomacentridae. The transcript is spliced from 13 exons. The record is from RefSeq and is a predicted model, not a curated record. The coding region runs from base 166 to 1650 and encodes 494 amino acids. Gene Ontology annotation, cellular component: membrane. Gene Ontology annotation, biological process: amino acid transmembrane transport. Gene Ontology annotation, molecular function: L-amino acid transmembrane transporter activity.
GCAAAGGUUUUUAUUUGCAUCAGACAUUCCUGCUCUCCUUCACUUAACCUGGUUUAGCAUCAUUUGAAGGGUUCACGUCACUGCUCCUGGGAUUGUAAAAUAGCUGCUUUCAAGUUUCAUGGAGCUUCACUGAGAUUGUUUUACUCCAAGCAGUAUCAGUUUAAAAUGGACAAAGGCAGCUUCAGGAGGAGGAAGGAGUCACAGAAUGGCUCCACUGGCCACACUGAACACACCAAUCACACGAAGAAUGUGAAGGCCACUGUGCUCCAAAAAGAAGUUGGUCUGUUGAGUGGCAUUUGUCUGAUUGUGGGCACAAUGAUCGGUUCAGGCAUCUUCAUUUCUCCAAAGUCUGUUCUGCUGUAUUCUGGAGCCGUGGGACCCUGCCUCUUAAUCUGGGCUGCCUGUGGCGUGUUAGCCACCCUGGGAGCACUGUGCUAUGCUGAACUGGGCACCAUGAUCACUAAAUCAGGGGCUGAAUAUUUCUAUUUCAUGGAGGCCUUUGGCCCCCUUGUAGCCUACCUUUACUCCUGGACCACUGUAAUGGUGCUGAAGCCCUCCUCAUUCGCGAUCAUCACACUGAGCUUUGCAGAAUAUGCCUCAACUCCUUUCUACGCUGGCUGCACUCCUCCUCCUCUUGUUACCAAGUGUCUUUCAGCAGCAGCUAUUUUUUUAAUUGUCGGUAUCAACUGUUUGAGUGUCAAACUGGCGAGCUACGUGCAGAACUUCUUCACUGCAGCUAAACUCGUAAUCAUUCUCGUCAUAGUGGGAGCUGGCAUCGUUCUGUUGGCACAAGGAAACACUGAGAAUUUUUCAAAUUCCUUUGAUGGCGCAUCACCGUCUUUUGGAGCAAUUGGACUUGCAUUUUAUAACGGGCUCUGGGCCUAUGAUGGAUGGAAUCAACUGAAUUUUAUCACAGAGGAGCUAAAAGAUCCAUACAGGAAUUUACCACUGGCCAUCAUCAUUGGGAUCCCUUUGGUUUCUGUGUGCUAUGUGUUGGUCAAUGUUUCUUACUUCACUGUCAUGACCACCACUGAGCUGCUGCAGUCUCAAGCUGUUGCUGUGACUUUUGGAGACAGAGUCCUUUACCCUGUGGCUUGGAUGAUUCCUCUCUUUGUUGUCUUCUCAACAUUUGGCUCUGCCAAUGGAAGCUGCUUCACUGCUGGCAGACUGGCCUAUGUGGCUGCCAGAGAAGGUCACAUAGUGAAAAUCAUAUCCUAUAUUGAUGUAAAGCGCUACACUCCUUCCCCUGCUCUCAUAUUCAAUGGUAUUAUCGCUAUUUUCUAUAUUAUUCCAGCAGACAUCAACACCCUCAUAAACUACUUCAGCUUUGCUCAGUGGGCGUUCUAUGGUCUGGCAGCGCUGUCUCUCAUAGUCAUGCGUUUCACCAGGAAGGACCUCCACAGACCACUAAAGGUGCCCAUUGUCCUACCAGUCAUAGUGGUCCUGAUCUCAUGCUAUCUCGUGAUCGCCCCCAUCAUUGAUAAGCCAGAGCUGGAGUACCUCUACUGUACUAUCUUCAUGUUCAGUGGACUCAUCCUUUACUAUCCUUUUGUCUACCGGAAAGUCGAGUGGGGACGCAAACUCAUGAGGCCGAUCACUAUGCAUCUCCAGCUGCUAAUGGAAGCAGGUCCACCUGAGAAAAUUGAAUGAGAAGAGACAAGGUCAGCUUCUAAUGGUGUCCUCACUCCUGACAGAUGUCCUGCACAGUUUUGCAAAAUGUGAGAUAGAAAUACUACUACAUCUGAUGAUAAUAAUAACUUUUUUAAUUGUCUUUUUCUUUCUUUUUCUUUUUUUGGUUUCUUUUUCUUUUUUUUUUUUUUAACAAAGCACAUAUCAAAAAGCUUUUGCUGGUCAUAUGUCAUACCGUAAUUAUACAAAAGAUAUAAUUUAUAUAGGUACAUUUUAUUUUUUAAAAGGCAGAGUGUUUCAGGAACUCUGAUCAGAACCUUUUAACAUCUUUGAGCUUUAACUUUGAAAGUGUAGUCCAGUAUCAAUCAGUCACUGGCUGCUUACGGUCAGAAGAGCAGAGAGGCAGACUAAGGAUUAGUCCCUCAACCAAAAGCUCACAGCUCCAAAACUGUAAGUCAUACUGAAAAAAUCCUUUCACUGUGUGAAGCACAAUCUUAUUUUGAACAAGCUGAUGUAUUUUAAUGUACAUAUUGUGUAUUAUAUAGAUUUUGUUGCAGACCAGAGAGAUGAACUGUAUCUGAUUUUCACCCAGAACUUUGGGGCUCAAAUAUAAUACGAGUCAAUGAUAGUUUUGGUCAGCACACUCUGUGCUCUGAGGUGAUUUAUGAAAAACAAAAACAGCACUGUGAUUCACACUGGGUGAAAGAAGACAAAAAUUUAUACAUUUUUAUUAUAAAUUGUUCAUCCACAGGAGAAAUUGUGAGAAGGAGACAAGUUUAACUGCACUUUUAAAAAAUGCUUCUGGUCAAAAUUGGUCCAAAAUCUGGUCUAAUUGAAGGAAAAUUCUGGAUUUUCAAAAAAUUUAUAAAACUUGAUUGUAAUGAAAAAUAUCAAAACACAGAUUUAAAUGAAUAAUAUUCAAAGCUUUGUGAGCUGUUUAAACUUUGAAUAAAGUUUAUAGUGUACCGGAAUAUAUAUUAAUAUACCAGAGCUAUAGAGUUCCAAAGAUAGCCAGAAUUUGGCAGUUUUAGAACAGACUUCCCAUUCAUUUCAUGGUGGAUUUUUAAUACAGUUUUUAAAAGUGAAUUUUGAAAAAAUUGUAUGACUAAUCACUACCAAAACACAGAGCACACCAUUCCCGAUCAAGCCACACAUUUAGAUAUAUAAUUUGUGUAAGUUUUCUUCAAGCUGUGGAAGAAGUUAGAUGCCAAAAAUCCUAUCUAUUUUUGUGUCUAAAAUCUAUAGGAAUAAGCUCAAGUAACAACAGUAAGUGUGCUUUGAUGCUUUUGCAUUGGCACACUCAAUCAGAGUUUACUGCUGUUGAAAAGUUGCAUGAGAAAAGUAAAAGUGCAUGCACUUUGUUCACGAACCUCUGUAACAGGAUCCGAUGAAAUCAUUUGAAAUUCCAGGUUCAGAAAUUAAGCUUCUUGUCUCCUCUAUGGGAUAGAGUAGAGAAAUUACAAAGACCAGAGGCAGGAGUUUACUUGCAGACAUCACCAGCACUUGUCUUAAGCAAUCACUUCAAACAUGUCUGAAUGUUGUAAGAUUGCCUGACAUCACUUGAUGUAGAGCUGCAGUUAGAUUUAGAUAUGCAUGAAUCUGCACUUGAGCAAAGGGACAUGGUAAACAUUUUAAAUGUGUGAAGGAAGGAAGCAUAUAAAGGCGAGGCAGGUCAUCUAAGAUGUGGGAAUGCUUUUUUUGUUGUUGUUAUUCUUGUUGUUGUUCCUGACGGGAACCAAAAAUAUUAGCUAUUCUUUAAUGAUGUCUGUGUAUUUUGUAACAGUGCUUUUUUUUUUUUUUUUUUUUUUUUUUUUUACCCUCUGGGUUAUGCUGUAAUGAUGCUGCAUUGUGUUUCUGUUUAUUAAAGAUAUUAAUCUUGGUCAGUUUGAAGUGUGCAUGGGAAAUAAACUGAUUGUGAUUCCAGCAAA